AUGGCGUCAACGAACACGGGCGGCGCGACAAAGAAGCUUCUGAUCAUCGACACUGACCCUGGCAUUGACGAUGCCAUGGCGAUCUUUGCUGCCUUCAACUCGCCGGAGGUGGAUGUCAUUGGCUUGACGACCCUGUUCGGCAACGUCAAAACAUCCCUUGCCACGGAGAACGCCCUCAGACUGCGGGAGUUGGCGGGAAGGGAAGAUGUACCUGUCAUCGAGGGAUCGAGCUCAACCUUUGCAGGUGUUCCAAACAAGCGUGUGGCUGACUUUGUGCACGGCCAGGAUGGAUUUGGAAACACUCACCAGCCCCGACCUAAAGGCAGCAAAGAGGAAGCCAUGUCUGCUGCUGAAUUCAUACAACAGAAGGUCAGCCAACAUCCUGGGAGGAUCACCAUUCUGGCAUUGGCGAGUUUGACUAAUGUGGCCCUGGCAUUGUCUCUGGAUGAAACGAUUGGAAGCAAGUGGGCUGAACUUGUAUAUUUGGGGGGGGCAUUCUUUAGGAAUGGGAAUGUUAACCCAGCUGCUGAAGCCAACACCUUAGGUGACCCAGAGGCAGCAGAUUAUGUCUUUGGAUUGGGCACCAACAUCAAGGUGGUGGGGAUGGAUGUCACAGUAGGGUGCCAACUGACAGCAGCCGAAAUGGAAGCCCUGGAUAAUGGGAGCACAAGCGGGCGGUUCUUGCAUUCGAUAUCACGAUUCUACCAAGAUUUCUACAGAAAGCACCAUGGCAUCAAUGGUGUGUGUCUGCACGACCCCACUGCGUUUGUAGCAGUCAUCGCCCCGGAUCUCUUCAAAUGGGCAGAGGGGUGUGUGCGAGUGUCGACCGAUGGCAUCACAAGGGGCAUGACAGUAAUGGAUGCUGGGUUGUGCAACUGGGCUGAGGCUAACGCAUGGAGUGGGCGCCCGCGAGUUCAAGUGGCGCUUGGAGUGGACGAGACCCAAGUCGUGCAGCUCAUCAAGGGGCGCAUGUGCAAAUGA
This is a messenger RNA of Ostreobium quekettii, 981 nucleotides long. The record is from the annotation of a GenBank genome assembly. NCBI's taxonomy places the organism in Eukaryota, Viridiplantae, Chlorophyta, Ulvophyceae, Bryopsidales, Ostreobiaceae.